Molecule: messenger RNA, 899 nt
Organism: Olea europaea var. sylvestris
Lineage: Eukaryota; Viridiplantae; Streptophyta; Magnoliopsida; Lamiales; Oleaceae
Product: ethylene-responsive transcription factor ERF017-like
Exons: 1
Coding region: 69-689 (206 amino acids)
Biological process (GO): regulation of DNA-templated transcription
Molecular function (GO): DNA-binding transcription factor activity; DNA binding
Source: RefSeq, a predicted model, not a curated record
UUCUUCCUCCAACACAAAGAACAGAACAAGAAAAAAAAUAAUAAUAAUACUUGAACAUCGAAAUUUCAAUGGUGAAAACAGUGCCCCAAAAACAGCAGCAGCCAUCUAAUCAUUCCUCUGCUAAGUAUAAGGGAGUGAGGAAGCGCAAGUGGGGGAAAUUUGUGUCUGAAAUUAGGCUGCCCAAUAGCAGGGAAAGGAUUUGGCUCGGCUCCUAUGAUACGGCGGAAAAGGCGGCGCGUGCUUUUGAUGCGGCACUGUUCUGUCUUCGGGGAAAGAAUGUUAAGUUCAAUUUUCCUGAUAAUCCUCCGGAAAUUCUUAACGGGAGGUCAAUGACGCCGGUUCAAAUCCAGGCCGCUGCAGCCCGAUUUGCACACUCGGAUUCGGGUAAUUUGAAUCCGUCUUCUCCUUCUUCUUCUUCUUCGAUUUCGUCUUCUGAAUUAUUAGAGUCCCUUUCGCCGUCAGUUUCCGAUGAAGCGGCUCAAUUGGACCGAGAGAUCAUCGAAAUACCUACGGACGAUGCAUUCAUGGAUCAACUAUUGACAAUGGGAAAUGAAAAUUCCGUACUGGAUUUCGGGAAUUUUCCGGCCUUCGAUGAUAUUACCAGCGAUUUUUUGACGGCACCAUUGCCUGAUUACUGGCCUGGGAACACUGAUAACAUACCUCAAGACUCGUUUCUUUGGAAUUUUUGAAGCCUCGUUUUUUCUUUUCAGCUUUCUGGAAUUACUGAUUUUUCAUAGAAGUGAUGGAACGAUUUUUGAGGGCCAUUAGUUUCUAUAUUUUUCUCUUUUUUUUUUUCUUUUUUUUUUAAAGUGUAUACAUUCCUUUGAUUCUUUCGAGGGUACAAGUUAUAUAGAAUAAUGUUCAACCAAAAUCGGUAAUUUUUCUCUCUCAUUUUUUAA